This is a messenger RNA of Hevea brasiliensis (rubber tree), 785 nucleotides long. Its product is annotated as mavicyanin. The transcript is spliced from 2 exons. NCBI's taxonomy places the organism in Eukaryota, Viridiplantae, Streptophyta, Magnoliopsida, Malpighiales, Euphorbiaceae. The record is from RefSeq and is a predicted model, not a curated record. Gene Ontology annotation, molecular function: electron transfer activity. Gene Ontology annotation, cellular component: plasma membrane. Bases 88 to 651 code for a protein of 187 amino acids.
AUGUAAAAGGCCCUUUGCCACCUGCAGCAGCUACACCAAUAAUCCUUCUUCCAUAUCCAUCCAUAAAGGCUUCAGCUUAAUUAAUACAUGGCAACUGCAACUGCAACUGCUUUCCUAAUUCUUCUACUGAGCGUUCCGGCAGCCUACGCUACGCAGUACGUGGUGGGUGACAGCGCUGGAUGGACCAAUUUUGGAUCAGAUUACGGCACCUGGGCCUCUGGUAAAACUUUCACCGUGGGCGACAGUCUUGUGUUCAACUAUGAUAGUUCCACACACAAAGUAGCUGAAGUACCCCAAAGCGACUACAACAGCUGCAGCGCAAGCAAUGCCAUCCAAACCUACAGCGAUGGAAGCACCACAAUAUCCCUUUCCAAGACUGGUUCUAUGCAUUUCAUCUGUCCUACUGCUGGUCACUGUAGCAGCGGCAUGAAGUUAUCUAUCAAUGUUGUGGCCGCCAGCACCACCCCUGCCCCUUCAUCAGGUUCCACAACCCCUGCUCCUCCAUCUGGCUCCACUCCCCCCUCUUCUGGCACCACACCCACCAAAGCAUCACCUCCACCGCCGGCCAAAAAUGGAGCUGCUACCAUUUUUUAUAGCAUGAAUAGUUUUGUUCUGCUUAGUUUCUUGCUUGCACUUGCAUUGAUUGGCUAGGGGAGAGGCAGUGCUGUUAUUGUUCUUCUGAAUUUGUGUGAUUUUAUUGGACAAGAGAUCGAUUAUGUACGUAUUUUUCUGUUUUUAUAUAUGAUCAUAUUUCGUGAAUAAUUGAUUUUUAUUGAGAGCUUAAA